Molecule: messenger RNA, 1096 nt
Organism: Oryzias melastigma (Indian medaka)
Lineage: Eukaryota; Metazoa; Chordata; Actinopteri; Beloniformes; Adrianichthyidae
Product: integrin beta-2
Exons: 6
Biological process (GO): cell-matrix adhesion; cell adhesion mediated by integrin; cell migration
Cellular component (GO): focal adhesion; integrin complex; cell surface
Molecular function (GO): amyloid-beta binding; integrin binding
Source: RefSeq, a predicted model, not a curated record
CUGAUUCCAAAGUCAGAGGUUGGAGUUCUGUCAGAAGACUCGCGAAAUGUGGUUCAGCUGAUUGAAAAUGCUUAUAAGAGGCUGACGUCCAAGAUAACGCUGGCCCACUCCAGUCUCCCUGAAGAUGUGCAGAUCCUCUACAAGCCUGUGUGCAAACAUGGAGAAGGAGAGAGUGCCAGUCAGGGUGUGUGCGACCGUGUGGGAGAAGGAGAAGAGAUCUCCUUUAACAUCACCGUGACGGCAGACUCAUUCAUGAAGGAGGAGAAAUCCUUCAACAUCAAACUCCUGGGCAUCAGAGAUACUCUGACGGUGUCCUUAUCCACCACCUGUGACUGCAACUGCCAGGACGACACCAACAUAAACCACGAACACUGCAACUGGAACGGCACCGUGUCCUGUGGCAUUUGCAGCUGCAGGGACGGUUUCGUCGGUCAGUUCUGCAACUGCUCUGUUGAAAAUGAAGACGAGAAAAGCUUGCUAAAGCGCUGUCAGAGGGAUAACGGCACCGAGUGCGAGGGCAGAGGAGAAUGUGAAUGCGGCCGCUGCCGCUGCCACGCCUCGGACAGUGGAGCCAGUUUCUAUGGCGACUUCUGCGAGUGCGACGAUGAACACUGCCAGAAGUUCCAGAACAAACUGUGUGGAGGACACGGAGAUUGCAAAUGUGGAAAAUGUGAAUGUAAAAAAGGUUACCAGGGCUCUGCCUGUCAGUGCAAAGAGUCCAACGAGGACUGCCGUCCCGCUGGGGUGGCCCUUCUGUGGGAGAAGAACCAUGUGUGCUACGGCAGAGGAGUCUGUAUCUGUGGUACAUGCAAAUGCAACCAAGGAUAUCAGCAACCCUUCUGUGAGAAGUGCCUCGGAUGCUCAGAUCCAUGCCAGACCCAAAUGAACUGCGUCGAGUGUCUUGGAUUUAAUUCUGGUGUCUUGGAAAAGAACUGCACUGAGAACUGCAGAGGCCUUUCUCAUCAGCUGGUGGAGUCCUUCAACAUGUCCGGGAAGGAGUGCCAGCAGAAGGACAGCGAGGGAUGCUGGGUCAAGUUCAGGCUGCAGGAGCUGUUCGGAGUGGACAGAUACAAGGCUGAGAUCCUGAGGAAAAGAG